Messenger RNA from Humulus lupulus (European hop), 1821 nucleotides. RefSeq lists its product as uncharacterized. The transcript has 5 exons. The coding region runs from base 1 to 1821 and encodes 606 amino acids. NCBI's taxonomy places the organism in Eukaryota, Viridiplantae, Streptophyta, Magnoliopsida, Rosales, Cannabaceae. The record is from RefSeq and is a predicted model, not a curated record.
AUGGUUCAUACACGGUUUUCGUCUGCAUCUCCUGCAUCUCAAACAAAUAUUCCAAAUUCUAAAUCAAAUAUGAAAUCUGCAGUUGCUUCUGGUAUGAAUUUUCUAAUUCAUCCGGAUAAUUGCUGUUCUUCAAAAAUUGCUUCUACAAUCAAAUAUUCUUUGAUUCAAGCUAUCCAUGAGAAGCUUUCAACAAAGCAAGUUAGUGAUUUUGGUGAUUCUUGUUUUGGCCAUUUCCUAAAUCUGCCAGAGUUCACAAUGCAACAUCAGCUUAUACACAAUCUAUUGCUAAGAGAGUUGCAACAACCCAACAAGCUAGAGAUUUGGGUUGGUGUAAAUGGCAUGAAGCUUCGAUUUGGGAUAAGGGAGUUUGCAUUAGUCACCGGAUUACGGUGUGUGGGCUUCACAGAUAAAAUCAAAUAUGUUUCAAAGGAUAAUGGUCUUUAUUCUACAUAUUUCAAGGAUCAUUCGAAGAUCAAUAAGAAACUUCUUAAAGAAUUCUUUGAUGGGAAAAAAUGGAAGAAUGAUGAGGAUGCCUUGAAGAUUACAUUGAUGCAUUUUCUGCACAAUUUAUUGCUUAGUUCUUUUGAAACUAAUAUUGUCCCCAAAGAAGACUUUAAUAUUAUUGAUAGUGGUGAGUUUUCUGAAUUUCAUUGGGGUAAAGAAGUUUUCAAGGCUACUGUUGAACCUUUAAAGAAAAGGAUUGUUGUAAAAAAUAGUAAAAAAGAGAGCAACAAAGAUGACAAGAAAAAAGAACAGGCUUUCUAUAGGUCGCUUGGAUUUCCAUAUGCCUUCCAAUUGAAAUUGAGGAAUAUAUAUCCUACUUCCAAGGAGAGAAAAAAUUCAGAAAUAAACAGUUUGUUUCCAAAAGAAAAGGAAGCUAUUGAGGAUGAAAUCGGUGUUGCUGAUAAUGUUAGAGUUGCUCAAGGACAUAGAGCAACUAAUUCUAGAGUUGCUGCAUUAGGAGAUGAUGACUUUGUAGAGACUCCACCUCGGUCUAUUGCUAGUGAUUCUUCACCUUCUUUGCCUGCUAUUCAUCCUCACUUUGAUACUGGUGGUUGUUCAUCUCCUACGCCUGAGAUGCCUCAUGUUUUGCUAAGUAGCAUGCAUGCACAGUUGCUAGCUUUAGAGGCAUGCAACAAGAGAUUAGAAGAAAGCAACACAAGAUUAGAAGCAAGCAACAAGAAAUUAGAAGAGAGCCACAAGAUUGUUAUUAAUGAGUUGUCUUCAUUGAAGAGUCAUGUUCAUGAAGGAUUUUUGAAUCUUCAGAAGUUAUUUAGUUCCCAUUUUGUAGGGAAACAAGAUUCUCAUGAUAUUGAGGAGGACAAUACCAACAUUGUUGAUGAUGAAAUGGUUGAAAAUAAUUCGAAAGAAGAAGAUGAAAAAGAGGAGGAUGAGUCUGAAGAAGAAGAAGUGCAUCAAUCUGAAGAAGAUAACGAUGAAAGUGAUGAUGAUGAUGAAGACAAUGCAAAGUGUUUUGGAGAAGACAAUGAUGAUGAUGAAGAAGAGAAAGAUGAUAAUCAUGAAAAAACAAUGGAGGAAACAAGGAUGAGGAUUCUAAGGUUGAUGAUUCUCAUGGUUCUUGUCAAGUUCCAUCUCAAGUUGCCCAGGUUGAUGAAGUUGCUAGUCAUGUUGCUGGUGAGGUUGUUGAUUCUCAAGUUACUAAAGAUCCAAAAGUUGCUGGAGUUGCAACUAAGGUUGCAGAGGCAGUUGCUGAAGAUCCAAAAGUCUCUUUUGUUGGAUUCUUUAUCAGACAUUGAAUUGGAUAAGGCUAUAGAAAAUGCAUAUAAAGCUGUAGAUGCGAUGAAGGCAACUGGGGUAUAG